Messenger RNA from Ictalurus furcatus (blue catfish), 2203 nucleotides. RefSeq names its product DOMON domain-containing protein FRRS1L. NCBI's taxonomy places the organism in Eukaryota, Metazoa, Chordata, Actinopteri, Siluriformes, Ictaluridae. The record is from RefSeq and is a predicted model, not a curated record. Bases 448 to 1287 code for a protein of 279 amino acids. Gene Ontology annotation, biological process: regulation of glutamate receptor signaling pathway. The transcript has 5 exons.
GCCAGUUUCUCUGCACUGACAUGAGGAGGGCGAGAGAAACUGGUGCGACCAUAGGGGAACAGAGAUUAUAAAACUACUGGUGGACAAAAUGACACAGUGUUAGUCGGCCUAAUGUUGUGUUACAUAAUUAAUCAAAUGGGAUUAGUGUCAAAUAAAAAUGUAUACCUUUUUAACGGAUGAGAUUUUUUUAGCCAAAGCACUAUUGCGCAUACUAGAAAUCCCCCCCCUGAGGUACUUGGUACAGCCUCAUUGGCCCCUCCGCUUUAAGCCCUUUCGCUCGCGCAUCAUUUUCAUUAUUAGCUGAUUUUCUUUCGUUCGUGAACAUUAUCUAAUCGGAUUAAGGCUCGCUGUACGGUCCAAUCUUAGGCACUGGAAUGCGACUCAAAGCUUACAUCCCACUUCUUUCUUUUUGGUUUGAUAAAUAAAUCUCUUCAGAAAGCUCGGGUGAUGUUUCUUGUGCAGCUCUCUCUGCUGCUGUUGGAGCCGAGCCUGUGGCGGCUGAUCACAGGAAGCCCUACCGACGAUAACACACUCCGGGGCGGCCAUGGAGAGCAGGGAGAGCCGGGACACACCGAGCACCACAAGGAUUCCUACAGCACUUUCGCUUCAGAAUUUCUGGAGUCCAGAUACCUUUCUGACGAAGGUUAUCCCUUCCCAACAGCACCACCUGUUGACCCUUUUGCCCGCAUCAAAGUCAGCGACUGUGGAGUAACGAAAGGCUGCAUCAGGUAUGGAAAACCGGGCUGUGAUGCAGAAACAUGCGAAUAUUUCCUAAGUUACAGGCGCAUUGGUACAGAUGUUGAGUUCGAGAUGAGUGCAGACACAGAUGGCUGGGUUGCUGUUGGCUUUUCUUCUGACAAGAAAAUGGGAGGUGAUGAUGUCAUGGGCUGUGUCCACGAUGAUAAUGGCCGGGUGAGGAUCCAUCAUUUCUAUAACGUGGGCCAGUGGGCCAAAGAGAUCAGGCGAAAUCCAGCGCGGGAUGAGGAGGGCCUGUUCGAGAGCAAUCGGGUGACUUGUCGCUUCAAGCGCCCGCUUCACGUGCCACGUGAGGAAACACUGGUGGACCUGCAUCUCAGCUGGUAUUACCUGUUUGCCUGGGGACCUGCUAUACAAGGUUCCAUAACAAGGCACGACAUCGACACACCUCCAGUGUCUGAUCGCAUGAUCAGCAUUUAUAAAUACGAGGACAUUUUCAUGCCCGCUACAGCCUACCAGACGUUUUCAUCCCCGUUCUGUCUCCUGCUCAUUGUGGCCCUCACAUUCUACCUGCUCAUGGGAAGCCCAUAGCCAGGAUGACCUACCAGUGGGAAACAUGAUUCACCAUGAAAACAGGCAGGGAUUAUUAUGACUACGACAGCAUUAGAGACAGGCAGCAAUAAAACAGUGUUGAAGAAUAAUCAAAAUCAAAAACAAGCUGUAUAUUAAAAUCACAGGAACAGCUAAUCAUCUGCAGUAAGCUAGAGUUAUGCAGUACAGAUAGAGUUUUAGGAAGAAGGCUCUAUUACUAUGGAGCAUAUUAUUAAUCAAGCUCCGAGGCCAUAUAGAUGAAAUGCCUUAGCUUAUUUCUCACGUGCACCUCCAGUAUUUCCGAUACGUUCGGUAUUUCUUCACGGCUUGUUAAAUCAAGUGCCAAAUACAUGCACGUGCCAGUUUGUUCACAGUAGCACCACACAUUUCCAGCAUCACUAGGAGGCGCUGCAGUAAAUAACCAUGUCAGCAACUCUUGACAAAGAAUCAGAAACAGUUAUUCUGCACAAUAACAGAAAUGUCUGAGUAACACACUGAAGUUCUCUAAAAUAUAAUAUUACAUUAUGACUGUGAAGCAGCAUCUGUUAUCUGUUGAAGUAACACGUUCUAACACAUUGUUUAAGCCCACGUACAGACUUCCAUACAACCACAACACUCCAGCAUCGCUGCAGUAGUAUUAGCAACUCCCUGAAGCUGAAGCAUGCCAGCAAACCUGGACUUUCUGAGCCAUUCCACAGACACAGGUCUUUUUUAUGUGCUAUUUUGACAUGUUUAGAGCAGUAUUUCUAUUCCACAUAAAUUGUAGAAAACUUGUUUUGCAUUUAUUAUAUCAGUGUUUAUCUGUUAUUGAGAUCUCGUUAUUAAAGUGUCCCUCUCUGGCUGGUUUUUUUCACCACGUUAUGGACUAAAUUGACUUAAGUAAAGAAUAAAACUCAACAGUGUGUGCUUUUACAGG